Molecule: messenger RNA, 11682 nt
Organism: Dama dama (fallow deer)
Lineage: Eukaryota; Metazoa; Chordata; Mammalia; Artiodactyla; Cervidae
Gene: WDR31
Product: WD repeat domain 31
Exons: 13
Coding region: 1104-2207 (367 amino acids)
Molecular function (GO): protein binding
Source: RefSeq, a predicted model, not a curated record
UACCAGUUUGGGAAUCUCUGGUGCCUUCAGCCUAAGGCAGCUUCCAGGAGGUCUGCAAACUCAGAGCUGGAACAUAUAACCAGGCAGGGAGGGAUCUGGUAAGUCAACUCUGUAGCUGCGCUGAGCCUAGUCUAGUAUCUCAGGCAAAGUAAUCAGUCUCUCCUGGUUGAAAGUUGCCAGGCUAUUAUGAGAAAGAGGGAUUAAGUUUCUAGGCAGAGUCCUCGGCUCUGAACAAAGAUCAGUGUUGUAAAUGGCAAGAAGGUAGAUCCCAGCUCCUGUCAGGAGGAAGUCUCCUAACAACAGACCACUGACAGAUGAAGUAAUGAAUGUAUCGUCACUGAGGGAGCCUAAACAGAGGCUAGAGGAACUGUGAUGCAGAGGCUUGGACGGGAUUCCCUCUCUGGGUCCAAUGAUAGACCUCCAUGGCCAGCCCUGACACUCCAUGAAGAUUAUCUGGCAUUGGUGGUCUUGAACCACCAAUCUUAAUCUUAUUUUCUGGAACCUCGUCCGCGCAGUGUUGCAGUAAGAAGGCGGCGGGGCGCUCUCGGCUCAGCUCCCGAGAGACGUCCUGCGAGCGGAACCCGGGUUCAGUGGCUGACGAGGGCGCCCGGAGGGUUUUCGCAGGACUCCAGACCUAGCGACGCGCACUUCGUUGCUAAGGGCUGAGGCGCGGAGGCUGCGGAGCCUGGAGGCUGUGGACGCCGUAGGGUUCGGCGUCCUCGUUGGGCCUCAGCUCCCGGCCCGGCCGGCCCUCCGAGAUUAGGAAGUGGCUGCCUGAACUAUUUUCCAAAGGAUAACUUUACAAAGCAGCAGGUCACCAAGUUUACAAAGUUUACAGCUUUACAAAUACGGCAGCUCACCAAGAAGAUCCUACUGGUUUGGGCGAUACUUUUCAUAUCCUGAAUUUCCUCAGGACUCACCAGCUCACCAUAAUCUAUGGCUGCAAUUCCUGAUGACUGUGACAUCCUUUGUUUAUGGCAGGAAAUAGUCCAUUUCUCACUGGUUACCUGUUCUUUUCAGGACGUCAAUUCUGGCAGCUUUUAAAUGUAGGCUGAAAUUCUUCUGGAAAACUGUGGGCACACAACUUCCAGCAGCCACAAGGGAUGCUGCUACUCAGGUGCCAUCCAAAACGAGCUCUUCCCCAGAAGGUCUCGUGCAGGUUCUGUCCAGUGAUGGGGAAACUGCAGAGCAAAUUCAGACACGGCACUUACAGAUACAGCAGGCCAGAUGGAUUUAUCGAAGAGAGGAUUCAAACUAAAGCCUUUCAAGAGUAUAGCCCGGCUCACGUGGAUACCGUCUCUGUUGUUGCUGCUCUGAACUCAGACCUCUGUGUCUCCGGAGGAAAAGAUAAGACAGUUGUGGCCUAUAACUGGAGAACUGGAAAUGCGGUGAAAAGGUUCAAAGGACAUGAGCGUGAAAUCACCAAGAUAGCGUGUAUUUACAAAUCAAGCCAGUUCUUCAGCGCCUCUCGUGAUAAGAUGGUCAUGAUGUGGGACUUGCAGAACUCCUCACAGCCAAGACAGCAGUUCUCUGGCCACACCAUGGUGGUCACUGGACUGACCGUGAGUCCAGAUUCAUCACAACUGUGUACCGGCUCCCGUGACAACACCCUGCUCUUGUGGGAUGUGGGGACUGGACGGUGUUCAGAGAGUGCUUCAGUCUCCAGGAACCUGGUCACUCACUUGUGCUGGGUCCCCCAAGAACCUUACGUACUCCAGACCUCCGAGGAUAAAACCAUCAGACUGUGGGACAGUCGGGGGCUGCAGGUAGCUCAUACAUUUCCCACCCAGCAGCACAUCCAGACGCACUGCGCGGUCAGUGAGGAUGGACACAAGUGUGUCUCCUGCAGCAGCGGCUUUGGAGGGGAAGGCUGUGAAGCCACGCUGUGGGACCUAAGGCAGACACGGAACAGAAUCUGUGAGUACAGGGGGCACUUCCAGACCGUUGCGUCCUGUAUCUUUCUACCCAGAGCUCUAGCCUCAAUGCCUGCAGUUGCUACCUCAUCACAUGACUGCAAGGUGAAGAUCUGGAAUCAAGACACUGGAGCCUGCCUUUUCACCUUGUCGCUGGAUGGAUCAGGACCUUUGACUUCCCUGGCGGUGGCCGACACCAUCUCCUUAUUGUGUGCGAGUUUCAGCAGAGGAAUUCACUUACUCAGGGUGGACCACAGCCGAGGGCUGGAACUGCGGGAAGUGGCGGCAUUCUGAGGCCAAGAGACCUUCACUGGACAAGAGCAAACUGUGGCUCCUUCUUUCUCAGUGUGACUUUGUGUUUUUUCAUGUUCUCUUGAGGGGAGGGUAAUGUGGAGCUGAUGUUUUUUGCUUAGGUUCCCUUGGAAGAUAUGUCAGUGUUAGAAGUCAGUUUAAGUCAAAAUCAGGUGUAGAGAUUAGUAAUACGGACUCAAAUAUGGUUCUCAAUUGAAAUUAAAUCCAAGUACAAGUUUUAGUGAGCUUUGGGGACUACUGUUUAAGAAAAAUGAGUUUAUGGGCUUUUGCCUUUUGAGACGGCCCACACUCUUGUCUGUGGAGUGUUUCUCCCAAGGCCAUCUUACCUUCUGAGAUGUACUGCAUUUUGUUCAUGGAAUGUGUAUCUUUCUUAAAAAAAAAAAAAAGGUUUAUAGCUCAGAAUGAUGGAUGUGGAUGGAUGUGGAUGUAAGAGUGAGAGUCAGAACACAGGUCUGAGUCUACUGAACUGACCUUUUCCGUGUCUCCAGAAAAGAAAAGAGUAUAGUGGAGAGAGAAACCAUUGUGGUUGCCUCACAGUUAUCUAGGUGGGAAAGGUUAGUGCAGCUCCAUGGAAGAAACGGAUUGCAGACAUGAGGUUAAGCUCUAAUCACAGCCCCUUCCCUUCCCAGAAGAAUCAAAGUUAGGGCAAGGAAGCAAAGCGACCAGGGCGAGCGCUGCAUGAGCGGGAGGCCUGAGAUGGCGGGCAAAGAGGCUGGCCGCCACCGUGCCUCGCCCGGAGUUGGACGGAUUUUCAAACCCAUUCCACGGAGGAGGGAGUGGAGAGAUGAAGGCUAAGAAGAAUUUCAUUUGUGUGUUUUAAUAUUUUUACUUAGUUUUAUAUAACCCUUCCUGGGAAAUGGCCGGAGCGAGGCAAAGGGAAUGUCUGCAAUGACAUUGGAACACAUAGAAAGAAGUAGAAAGAUGGGCUCAGCCGUGCCAGCCACCGAGCCCCUGUCGGUGAAGAGGAGCAGACUGCUCCCGUCUGUCUGGGUGGUUCCCAGGAGAUGGGUCCCGAGCCUGGUGGUCACAAGCCUGCUUUCCUCCAGGGAAAGGAGACUCACUCCUGCCUCCAGGCAAGCCCACACACAAGGCAACUGAGGCCUGGAAAGUCCCUUUCUGAUGAGUCCCAAAGAGUCCUCUCUGGCCCCUGCCUGUCCCUGAUACCAGCCGCUGGCAACCUUCUUCCAUGUCCCCCUCUCGCUCCUCUUUGGGGCCAGCUCCCCCAUUCUGUCUCCAGCCACUGGAGAGGAGCAGCUUAAGCUGAUGCAAAGCAUCCAUCAGACCCAGGUUGGACCCUCCAUUUCCCCAUUCAGCUGGAUGAUCUUGGGAAAGUUGUAAAACCCCAGUUUCCUCACUUAGAAGAUGGAGCUCAUAAUCCUACUUUGCUCACAGGGCUGUUUUGAGAAUUGGACCAUGUUAAAUGCCAGGCAAGCUGUGGGAUGCUUACAGUUGGCAGCCCUGGCUCCUCGCUGCCCUCUCUGCCCAGACUAAAUGCUGUCCCUCCCACGUGACAUGUUCACCACUCCUUCACCCGUCCUCCUUAGAUCGUGACUUCUAACCCUUCAGUCAUUGUUCGGCUUCCCUGUGAUCCGUUAAGUUACAGAUCUUUGAGCCCUAGAAGGACGUGGUGAGAGAGGAAGCUGCCUCACUGAGCACCAACAGGAGGCUGAGCACACAUAUUCCCACGUGGUUCUUAGUACCCUGUCACAGAUGAGGAAACUGAGGCCUGGGGACACGCAGUCCUCUGCCGGAGGUUAUACACGUGGGGAGGAAGGGGAGGAGCCCUUUGCCUCACCCCUUAGCCUCUGCAUGAUGUCACAAAGUCCACUUCAGAAAUUCUUAGACCAUGACCUUGUUUGUAUCUUUUCUAGACCAGUUAUCAACUUUUUGGCUCCAAGGAGAUCCUCCUGACAAGGGGCCUGGGAGUAGUAGACAGGUGUCUCAGGGAAAGUCCUAGCUAGUCUUAAACUAUUAGUGCUACAACUGAGCCUUUUUUUCUAGGAAGAAGACAGAGAAUCUAAGGGAGUGGGUUGGGAGGGGGGUCCCAGGGAAGACUGAGAAAAUUAAAGGGCUCUGACAAGCCCAGUUCUAUUACCAAUUAAAUCGUUUCCCUACACUCUACACCUGCUUGAUGUAAAAAUUCCUUAUCUGUGCAUUUUAAGUAGAAAAUAGAUUCAUAAAUGCACGUGUUUUUAUAAGAUUUUUCAGUCUUUUAUGCCCUAAUGCAUUCAUUUGGUCAUCGAACAUCUCAUUUUAGAGGCUAUUCCUCUAAAAUCACAUAAGGGAAUCUUCCAAAGACGACUUUUUUUUUCUUUUUUGGCCGUACCACACACAUGGCAUUCGGAAUCUUGGAUCCCUCACCAGGGAUCAAACCCAUUUCCCCUGCAGUUGAUCUAUGGAGGCUUAACCACUGGACUACCAGAAAAGUCCAGCUUUUUUCUAUGAAAGUAUUUAAGCCCUUGGAAUCUGGCCAAUUAUAUUGUAAUUUUUUUUUAAUUCAUAUAUUUACUUAUAUAAGUUGAAAAUAUUUAUAUAUUAAUAUUUAAGGAAAAUGCAUAGUGAUUAUUAACCACCUUUUAAAAAUAUUUAUUUGGUUUUUGUGGUGGCUUAAACUAUCUUAUGAGGACCUUUAUUUUUUCUAAAAGGUUAAAAAUAACCUGGAAAAGGGUGUUUUCUUUAAAAUAGCUACCUGCAAGUAUUGUGAUGCAGUGAACAUCUUUGGUAUCCCCACAGUAUCGGACAAGUCCUGAUUAUCACUGACUUCCUGAACAAUGAUUAUUAAAGAAGGUUCCUGAAGAAUUCUGAGUUUACAGUCACCAAAACAGAAAUAAUAUCUGAUCUUUCAGGACAGCAGCAGAAAUGUGCCUUCAGAUGUGUGUUUUCAACAUUGGUAUUGAGAGAGAUUGUUUUCAGUCUAUAAGGACCUUCGUUUUGAUACAGGAAUUGCAAGUAUAGAACUCAAGUCGUUUUUGUUUUUUUUUUUAAUAUUUUAAUGCUGAGAAAAAGGAACUUAGAUUUUUCUGAUUGGUCUUUUGAAAGAAUAAUUAUUAAACAGCAGUUUCAUCAUUAAAAACACAGCGGAGUGCUAGCUGUUCCUGAAAUGGGCGCUUCUUGGCAUGGGGUUUGCAGCUAAGAUAGCAUUCCCAGCUAGGCAUGGCCAUGAGAAUAAGCUGGUGUCAGUGGAUUGGGAGUGGCAGUGAUGUGUGUGUGUAACUUCCACCUUAUAAGCACAAAAGGCACAUGUUUGUCCAGGACUUCCCCUCUGGGCCCCUUCCCCCUAGGUGUGAUGCAGACUGCCAGGAGUAGCUUCAACUAUUUGGAUAAGGAUAGGAUGGGACAGCAAGAAAGGAGGAACCAGGGCCCCAGAUAACUUCCAGGAGCUGAUCUGUUCCAACAGCCUGACUAGCUGAACUUUGACUUGAAAGAGAACGUCAUUCUCUUUAAGUCACUGUAUAUGUAUAUAUAUUUAAAUUUUUUUAGUUCAAGUUUAGCCAUCACAAAAUUUCAAAUGUCUUAAAUUUACAGCUGGUUGAAUUUUCAUGAACUGAACACAUGCUGGUAACCUAGAUGAACGAGUAUGAUGCAUCCAGGGACCCAGGUGGCCUCCCACAUACACCCCUCCAGAAGUAUCUGCUCAGGAAUUUGUCACAACGUAAACUGGCUUUGUCUGCUUUCUACUUGAUAUAAAAUCGUAUUGUAGUAGAUGGAAGAUAUGGCCACAAAUUUCUCCCAUCCCUGUACAUGCGACCCUUUGCCAACUAACUUAUCACUAAUCAGCCAGUUCAUUUCAGUUCAGUCGCUCGGUCGUGUCCGACUCACUGCAACCCCAUAGCUGCAGCACACCAGGCUACCCUGUUCAUCACCAACUCCCGGAGUUUAUUCAAACUCAUGUCCAUUGGGUCGGUGAUGCCAUCCAACCAUCUCAUCCUCUGUCAUCCCCUUCCCUUGUCGCCUUCAACCUUUCCCAGCAUCAGGGCCUUUUCAAAUGAGUCAGUUCUUCACAUCAGGUGGCCAAAGUAUUGGAGUUUGAGUUUCAGCAUCAGUCCUUCCAAUGAAUAUUCAGGACUGAUUUCCUUUAGGAUGGACUGCUUGGAUCUCCUUGCAGUCCAAGGAACUCUCAAGAAUCUUCUCCAACACCACAGUUCCAAAGCAUCAAUUCUUCGGCACUCAGCUUUCUUUAUAGUCCAACUCCCACAUCCAUACAUGACUACUGGAAAAACCAUAGCCUUGACUAGACGGACCUUUGUUGGCAAAGUAAUGUCUCUGCUUUUUAAUAUGCUAUCUAGAUCGGUCAUAACUUUUCUUCCAAGGAGCAAGCAUCUUUGAAUUUCAUGGCUGCAGUCACCAUCUGCAGUGAUUUUGGAGCACAAAAAAAUAAAAAUCUGUCACUGUUUCUGCUGUUUCCCCAUCUAUUUGCCAUGAAGUGAUGGGACCGGAUGCCAUCAUCUUAGUUUUCUGAAUGUUGAGUUUUAAGCCAACUUUUUCACUCUCCUCUUUCACUUUCAUCAAGAGGCUCUUCAGUUCCUCUUUGCUUUCUUCCCUAAGUGUGGUGUCAUCUGCAUAUCUGAGGUUAUUGAUAUUUUUCCCGGCAAUCUUGAUUCCAGUUUGUGCUUCAUCCAGUCCAGUGUUUCUCACGAUGUACUCUGCAUAGAAGUUAAAUAAGCAGGAUGACAAUAUACAGCCUUGACGUACUCCUUUCCCUAUUUGGAACUAGUCUGUUGUUCCAUGUCCAUUUCUAACUGUUGCUUCCUGACCUGCAUACAGAUUUCUCAGGAGGCAGAUCAGAUGGUCUGGUAUUCCCAUCUCAUUAAAAAUUUUCCAGUUUGUUGUGAUCCACACACUUAAAGGCUUUGGCAUAGUCAAUAAAGUGGAAGUAGAUGUUUUUCUGGAACUCUCUUGCUUUUUUGAUGAUCCAAUGGAUGUUGGCAAUUUGAUCUCUGGUUCCUCUGCCUUUUCUAAAUCUAGCUUGAACAUCUGGAAGUUCAUGGUUCACAUACUGUUGAAGCCUGGCUUGGAGAAUUUUGAGCAUUACUUUGCUACGUGUGAGAUGAGUGCAAUUGUGGGGUAGUUUGAGCAUUCUUUGUCAUUGCCUUUCUUUGGGAUUGGAAUGAAAAUGGACAUUUUCCAGUCCUGUGGCCACUGCUGAGUUUUCCAAAUUUGCUGGCAUAUUGAGUACAGCACUUUCACAGCAUCAUCUUUUAGGAUUUUAAAUAAUUCAACUGGAAUUCCAUCACCUCCACUUGACUUUGCAUUCCAGGAUGUCUGACUCUAGUCCAGUGAUCACUCCAUUGUGGUUAUCUGGGUCAUGAAGUUCUUUUUUGUAUAGUUCUUCUGUGUAUUCUUGCCACCUCUUCUUAGUAUCUUCUGCUUCUGUUAGGUCCAUACCAUUUCUGUCCUUUAUUGUGCCCAUCUUUGCAUGAAAAGUUCCCUCGGUAUCUCUAAUUUUCUUGAAGAGAUCUCUAGUCUUCCCCAUUCUGUUGUUUUCCUCUCUUUCUUUGCACUGAUCACUGAGGAAGGCUUUCUUAUCUCUCCUUGCUAUUCUUUGGGACUCUGCAUUCAGGUGGGAAUAUCUUUCCUUUUCUCCUUUGCCUUUAGCUUCUCUUCUCUUCACAGCUAUUUGUAAGGCCUCCUCAGGCAGCCAUUUUGCCUUUCAUUUCUUUUCCUUGGGGAUGGUCUUGAUCCCUGCCUCCUAUACAGUGGCAUGAACCUCCAUCCAUAGUUCUUCAGGCACUCUGUCCAUCUGAUCUAAUCCCUUGAAUCUAUUUGUCACUUCCACUGUAUAAUCAAAAAGAAUUUGAUUUUGGUCAUACUUGAAUGGUGUAGUGGUUUUCCCUCCCUUCUUCAAUUUAAGUCUGAAUUUGGCAAUACUAUUCUGAAUUUGGCAAUAAUGGUAAUCUAUUAUCAUUAUCAAUGGCAAUCUAUUGAUGGAGUCUGUUUUUUCCAUCCCUUGAAUCUGCGAUAGCCUUUGCCUUGGCUGACUGACAGAAUGCAGAAGAACAAAUGGUGUGCAAGUCUGAGUUCGGCCUUAGAGCUUGCAGCUUCACUUUCACCCUUUUGGAACAUUGCUCCGAGGCCUCCACACCAGAGAGGUGACUGAGGCCCUGUGGAAAAGAACCCAGAACCACCACACAGGUGAACAAGGUCUCCUUGGACCUUCCAGCCCUGCCAAACCCACAGCCGAAUGUAGCCACAGAUGACAUCAAAAGAGAAACUGAACAACUAGCCACUCAGUCAUGAAGAACAACCAGUUGUUUCAAGACGCUAAGUUUGGGAACAGUUUGUUAGGUAGCAGUAGAGCUAAGUGAAACAGUUUGUGCUCUAAUCUUGAGCCAAGUUUCUUUGGUUCAACAUGUUUGUGAGAUAGAUUCAUGUUGUUGGAUAGUAUUGUAUUGUGUGACAAUAUUAUAAUAUAUCCACUUAACUACCGAUGGGCAUAUGGGAAGUUUCUAGUUUGGGAUGCUUAUAAAUAGUGUUGCUAUGAACAUUUUAUUAAUAAGUCAUGUGAUGAAAUCUGCCUGCAUUUGUGUUCACUGUAUAAGCAGGGGAGAUCUUUCUGAGCCAUAGGGUAUCUUACAUGAUCAGCUUUAGUAGCUCUUUUCCAAAAAGUUUGUCCCAGUUCACAUUCCCACCAGCUGUAAGACAUUAGGCAGAGUUUCAGUUCCAUACCCUUGCUAACACUUGGUGCUCUUAAACUUUCCUUAAAACUCUCAGCUUUAAAGAUGAGUCAGGGACUUACCUGGUGGUGGCCAAGACCGCACUCCCAGUGCAGGUUUGAUCCCUGAUGAGGGAACUAGAUCCCACAAGCCACAACUAAGACUCAAAAUAUAAAUAAGUAAAUGAGUGUGUAAAUGAAGACCGCACUAGGGAGGUGUCAGCUCCGUGAGCCAACAUUAGAAAGAAGCUGGACCAACUGGUUUUGAUUCUACCAUUCUUCCUGACAACGGCCAGUUAAGAGGCCAGAAUUUAGGUUUUUUGGUUUUUUUUUUAAUUUUUAUUUGUUUAAGAGGUCAGAAUUUAAAACAGAAUCUUAUAUGCUCUAUUUUUACAAACCACUUUCACAAUCAUAAUUUCAUCUGCAUCUCCUAAUAAAAUAAUCCUGGUAUCAACUAGCACUGCAUAUCUAGGUGCUGAACUCAGUCUAUCCAGAAAUAUUCCUCUGGAAACCGGCCACCUUUAUAUGACUGAUAAACUUGCUGACAUUUAAAAUGAGGCUGCGUGGAACAUUGUCCAUGACUCACCCUAAGUGAAAAACACAGGUAACAAAACAGCCCCAUACAGUCUCAUCCUAUUUUGGUAAAAAAUAUAUCUGCAUAUAUGUCUAUACAUUCAUAGAUAAAGGUCUGGAAGAAAUAGAGCAAAAUGUUAACGGUGUUAUCUCUGAGUAUUGAGCUUAAAGAUGAAUUUAUUUUCUACUUUAUGCCUGUAUUUUUUUUAUAAUGAGGAUGAAUUUGUUUAAUUUUUGAAGUUUAAUUAUUUUUUAAAUCAAUAACACAUUUAUAUAGUCAUAGUCAAGAGUACAAGAGGUUACACAGCAGUCUCCUUCUCAUCCACAUCUGCCUUCCGUCUGGCUCCCUCAAGAGGUAACCCGUGUUCCAGCAUCUGCAGAACCCUUUCAGAGACGUUUCAUGCAUACACUACAAGCAAACACAUAAAUUUAAUUCUGUCACUUUUAUGAUAAGACUAUUUUCAUGUUGAAGAAAACGUUGUAGAAUGUGUCAUGAUGUGGAAAGAUAGGUAGAAAGACCACAAAACAGUGCAUAGAGUAAGACAUUUUAUUUUUUUUUAUUUUUUAUUUUUUUUUAGUAAGACAUUUUGUAAUGGUAGUGGUUUAGUUGCUAAGUCGUGUCUGACUCUUGUGACCCCAUGAACUGUAGCCUGCCAGGCUCCUCUGUCCAUGGGUUUCUCCGGGCAAGAAUACUACAGUGGCUUGCCACUUCUCCAGGGGAUCUUCCUGACCCAGGAAUCGAACCCAGGUCUUCUGCAUUGCAGGCAGGUUCUUUACCAACUGAGCUACAAGGGAAGCACCUAUUUUAUAAUAAUUUAUGAAAAAAUUUUUAUAUUUAAAAUACUAAAACGCUAUAUACCCAAAUGUCUUGGUGGUCACUUCUGUGUGUAGGAUUUUGGGUGAGUCUAUUUUCUCCUUAUAGGCAGGAUGUGGCCUGGGUUUAGGGUGUGGACUCCAGUACCACAAUGCCUGGUUCAGAUCCCAGUCAGCCUCCCCUUAGCCUCACAAACCUGGGGCUAGGGACCUACCUGUGUCUGAGUGCCUUCACCUGUGAAGUGGAGAUUAUAUGAUGCUAACACCUGCUCACAGAGUGUCAUCAGAAAUGUCACAGAUUUAGGUGGAGCCCCUCAAAUGGUGCCUAGCAUUGUUCCUGAGAAUCAUAUUAUUAUUCAUCUGAGUCACCUAAUUUUUCCAUAUUGGACAUGUGUUACAAUAAAAGUUAAAGAGUAAAUUCCCAUGAGAGAAGGGAAACAGAUGUAGAGGCAAGCACCGAUGAGAAAGUGCCACAGAAAAUCGCGCAGACCCUGAGGCCCUGUGGACCCACCAAGGAGGGUGGGGCCCGGCUUCCUGAUUUUGACUGACAGCCCCGUGAGAGGGUCCCUUCGCCUGGUGCUGCCCGCUGGGCACUCCAAAGCAGAGAUGGACUUUGGCCAUCUCUCUCCGGGCAUUUGGAGAAGGCUUUUGAGACCUUCCUGGAAACUCCCCUGUCCCUUCCUUGUAUAAACAACGUCUCGCAACUCUUUGCCACUGUCUUCCUGGCAGUGGUCGCGUGAGGAGAGAUUUCAGAGUAAGUGUGAGGUCUUACUGGCUGUGCCUGGCCCAACUCAUACCAAGGAGCUUCAGGGGCCCAUUACUGCCACCCCAAUGUGGCAGAAGGUCUGAGGGUUUGGAGAAUGAGCUGCUUCACAGCCCAGCUGGAGAAAGAACUGUCCGACUGCAGUUUCGAGUUUCUAAAUACACCAGGCAGCAUGGGCUGGAGGCCUGCCGUCCUGUGUCCCAGGAGGAGCCCUCUGCCCGAGGACAGGGUGGGGAGGGGAGGACAGAUGAAGGGAGGGGCGGAAAGCGCAGGACUGGGAGCUGGAGGCCCUGGGGUCCUGCCUCAGCUCGCACAUUUCAAAAACUGAUGUUAGCUGGGAAAAAUUCGCAGUUUCGGUCAAAAUCCAAUCACUCCUUACAGAACCCCUCGAGUUGAUCUGGGAAUACAAUGCCAGAUGGGACCUGCUUGGUGAGAGUAAUUAUGUGAACUACUUUAUAUUUGAAAGAAUAUCUAGAUCUUGUGUAGUUCCUGCUAAGCCUGAGGUAAAUGAAGGUUGGGAAAUAGUGCAAAUCAAUGUUUCCAGCUUUAUUCAAUUGGUAUAUUUUAAAAUGUGGUCCAGUGUUUAAGUCCUUGCCUUCCAAUACAUGGGGUGGGGGUUCAAUCCCUGGUUGGGGAACUAACAUCCCAUUUGCAUC